AUGGCUUCCCAAAGAAGAAUACUCAUGCUUAUUCUCUUCACAUUGUUCUGCACCAUAAAGUCUUCACAGGCAAGCAAUGGUGGCAUCGCCAUCUACUGGGGGCAAAACAAUGGCGAUGGCACCUUGACUUCUACAUGUGACACUGGAAACUAUGAGAUUGUGCUCCUAGCUUUCCUCAACGACUUUGGUUGUGGAAGACCACCAUCAUGGAACUUCGCAGGCCACUGUGGAGAGUGGAGCCCUUGCACCAAACUCCAACCCGAAAUAGAACACUGCCAGCAGAAAGGUAUCAAAGUGUUGCUUUCCCUGGGAGGAGCCGUCGGAAGCUACUCCCUAUGCUCAUCCCAGGACGGAAAAGACGUUGCCCAUUACCUCUUUCGAAACUUCCUCAGUGGCCAAUUUGGCCCACUAGGAAGUGUAACAUUGAACGGCAUCGAUCUUGACAUUGAAGGUGGUUCCAACUUGUAUUGGGAGGACCUUGUCAAGGAACUGGACGUUCUCCGACAUCAAAACCAGUACUUUUACUUGUCCGCAGCACCACAGUGUUUCAUGCCAGAUCACUACCUCGACAAAGCUAUCAAAACUGGCAUUCUUGAUUAUGUGUUUGUUCAGUUUUACAAUAACCCUCCAUGUCAAUACUCACCUGGCAAUACUGCAUUACUUUUUAGUUCAUGGAACACUUGGACCUCCUACGUUCUUCCCAACAACACCGUCUUCUUGGGAUUACCAGCUGCACCUGACGCAGCCCCUAGUGGUGGCUAUAUACAACCAGAUGUGCUCAUUCAUGAGGUGCUUCCUUAUGUAAAGCAAGCUUCUAACUAUGGAGGAGUUAUGUUAUGGGACAGAUUCCGUGAUGUUCAAAAUCAUUACAGCGAUCAGAUCAAGGAUUAUGUUCCAAAGGAUGUGUUACGGUUUGUGACAGCAGUUUCUGAUGCAAUAUACGAAGGCGUAUCUGCAGCUUUCCACCACAUCUUACCAAACCAACCUUAUUAG
Molecule: messenger RNA, 993 nt
Organism: Sphenostylis stenocarpa
Lineage: Eukaryota; Viridiplantae; Streptophyta; Magnoliopsida; Fabales; Fabaceae
Source: the annotation of a GenBank genome assembly